AUGGAAGUAUCAUUCAAUACCUGCCAAAAUGAUGGACACCAGUGGAAUUUUACUGACUUAAUUGAAAAACGCAUUCGACCGAGUGAAGUACUUUUAUGGAGUUCAAGUGUUGAAAUGGCUGAUAAAUAUGCAAGUAUCUUCUACAAUUCUUCGAUAUAUUUUGAUGAAAACUGCUUUCUCUGCCAAUGUACGAAGUCGGGUACUUUUGGCAAAUUUUGUGAGUACCAACUGACACACGAAUCUAAGUCUUUUGAAGCAGCUAUUGAUGCGCAGUUCGAACAGAAGAAAAGUGAUCAAUGGGGUAUUCAAGAGUAUGGUGCCAUUAUCUGCUACAAAACUCUCAAAAUGUCAGAUUGCGUUUAUGGGUUGCUCUGUUUAGAUUGGCGAGAUAUCUGUGAUACACAUCAACAAUGCAUGGAUGGGCUUGAUGAAGAGAAUUGUGAUAAAUUGGAAUUUAACGAAUGUGAAGAGGAUGAAUAUCGUUGCACAAAUGGAAUGUGUAUCGCAGAAGAGUACUGGCUUGACGGUAAGUAA
This is a messenger RNA of Adineta steineri, 534 nucleotides long. Lineage: Eukaryota; Metazoa; Rotifera; Eurotatoria; Adinetida; Adinetidae. The record is from the annotation of a GenBank genome assembly.